Messenger RNA from Styela clava, 384 nucleotides. Its product is annotated as C-type lectin domain family 4 member E-like. The record is from RefSeq and is a predicted model, not a curated record. NCBI's taxonomy places the organism in Eukaryota, Metazoa, Chordata, Ascidiacea, Stolidobranchia, Styelidae.
AUGACUUGGAGUGAUGCCGAUGAGUUAUGUAAAUCCAUGGGAGCCUCGUUGGCUACAGUAGGAAUCAGAGAUGAAGUUAUCUUCGAAUAUUUGCACAAGAACUUCUUGCCACGAGGUGAAAGCAUGUGGGUUGGACUCACAGACAUCGAAAAUGAAGGGUCUUGGAAGUGGACUGAUGGUGUCACUGCUACAUCAAGCAACACUUCCGUGGGGGAUGGUCAGCCAGAUGAUUAUAAGCCAGGCCGAGACUGUGCGUGCAUGAGAAAGACCGUGUCAUCGACUAAUUAUAGAUUGCAGCGUCUAGAUGACUGCGUGUGUUGGUCGACCUAUCGAGCCUUGUGUGAGCUUCCACCAAACGAUUUGUUUAAAAACAAACGUUUAUAG